AUGCCGCCAAACGCGCCUCGUCCCAACCUCGCCGAUAGACGACUCCUGUCUGGCAUCUCCGUGGCAUCGAAGCGCUCCUAUCUCUCCUUUGCCACCUCUGCCUUUGAGGCAGACGAUGAGCGCUCGUCCUCCAACGGAAGCAUGAGUUCGGACGACAGCGACGACCGCUUGGCGCUGCCCGGCGCAGGUGUUCCCCACUACAGUGGGCAUGACGCCCGGCCGACCAGCCCCAAGGAGAUCCAGGGCUGGUACAUGUAUGCCUUUGCGGCAGAGACCUAUGUUAUCUGCGGAAUAGGCUCCUUUAUUCCGAUCUUGCUGGAGUCACUUGCUCGUGAAAAUGGCGUGCUCAUGUCUGACCCGACUACGCCGUGUGGCAGCAGCGACAGCAAGAACAAAGACGAUGGCCAGUGUGUCGUCUAUGUUCUCGGUAUGCCAAUCAACACGGCCAGCUUCGCCAUGUACACCUUUUCCGUCAGUGUUUUAGCACAGGCGCUCCUGGUAGUCAGCAUCAGCUGCGCCGCCGACCAUGGCAGCUACCGAAAGAAGAUGCUUUUGGCCUUUGCAUGGAUUGGCAGCUUCUCCGUCAUGUGCUACAUAUUUAUCAACAAGUCGCUGUACAUACUCGGCGCCAUCCUCACCAUCAUCUCCAAUACGUCAUUCGGAGCAUCCUUCGUCUUGCUCAACUCGUUUUUGCCGCUGCUGGUUCGCAAUCACCCAACGCUGCUUGCUGUGAAAGCCCCCGCCACGGCUGACUUUGGUGACUCGGAAACGCUACACCCGCAGAAUUCUGCCGAAGACUUGACCAACUCGAUCUCGGCGCUCCUGCCCGAUGAAGCUGCGGUUGGCAAUGGAUCGAAACGUGUAUUAACACACGCAGACAUUACUUCGAAGGAGCUCAAGCUAUCGACCAGCAUCUCCUCCACAGGAAUUGGUAUCGGCUAUCUUGCAGCAUUAUUUGUCCAAUGCGUUGCUAUUGGAAUUAUCAUCGCGAUGAAGAAUACGACCUGGUCACAGCGGGUGGCGCUAUUCGUUGUAGGCUGCUGGUGGGCCGUUUUCACGAUCCCAGCUGCGCUGUGGCUACGCCCGCGACCUGGCCCUCCGCUGACCAUCAACGGACGAACCGAAGGCAUUUCUUGGAUAUCAUAUUUUGUAUACUCUUGGAAGUCUCUUAUCAAGACUGUGCGCGUGGCCCGCCGACUGAUGGAUAUUAUGCUCUUUCUGGCGGGCUGGUUUCUUCUCUCCGACGCCAUUGCCACGACAAGCUCCACGGCUAUUCUCUUUGCAAAGACGCAGCUCCAUAUGAAGCCAUGGGCACUGGGCAUGAUCAACGUCAUUUCAACAGCGUCGGGUGUCUUUGGCGCCUUUGGCUGGUCAUGGGUAUCCAACUUUUUUGGCCUAAAGCCGCAUCAGACCAUUCUCGUUUGUAUCGGUCUCUUUGAGCUCAUCCCUGUCUAUGGACUCAUGGGCUAUCUGCCAUUUGUUCAGCACUGGGGUGUAGGGGGUCUGCAGCAGCCGUGGGAGAUGUACCCUCUCGCAGCAGUCUAUGGACUUGUCCUCGGAGGUCUCGGCGCCUACUGCCGCUCCUUGUACGGCGAGCUGAUCCCCCCUGGCUUCGAAGCAGCCUUUUAUGCGCUGUACGCCAUCACAGACAAGGGAUCUAGCGUGUUUGGCCCAGCGAUUGUGGGACGCAUCAUUGACAAGACAGGCAGCAUCCGGCCUGCGUUUUGGUUUUUGGGUGUCAUAGUCGGACUGCCGGCGCCGCUGAUCUACAUGGUCAAUGUCGAGCGCGGCAAGCUAGAUGGCAGUAAAGUUGCUGAGGCGCUGGAAGGGGUCGUGGCCGAUACCCAGCAAGAGGAGGGAGAAGAGGAGGAGAGACAUGCUAUGCUCGGGCAUGACGAGCGGCGCGAUUCGGAGGAGAACGCGAGAGGGUAG
Akanthomyces muscarius is the source of this 1932-nucleotide messenger RNA. RefSeq lists its product as uncharacterized. Lineage: Eukaryota; Fungi; Ascomycota; Sordariomycetes; Hypocreales; Cordycipitaceae. The transcript has 2 exons. The record is from RefSeq and is a predicted model, not a curated record. Gene Ontology annotation, biological process: amino acid transmembrane export from vacuole. The coding region runs from base 1 to 1932 and encodes 643 amino acids.